UCGCGCACGCACCGCAAAACCCGGCACCACGUCACCCGGGACCUCCUGCACAACAUAUCCUUCCACGUCGCGCUGUUCUUUGUUCUUGGCUCCAUCGCGUGGAUCGUGAAUGGGUUCUAUGUCAUGUGGCCGGACCAGAUGGUUGGCGAUGACAGCAAGGCGGUGGAUGUGAUGAACUGGAGUGCGUUUUGUGGGGGGAUGCUAUUUUUGAUUGGCGCGAGCUUGGCGGUCGUGGAGGCGGGGAAUGCGGAUCAUCCUCUGCCUCCACCAAGGAAUGGGGGGAUCGAUGUCGAGGGCGGGCAUGAGGUUAUGUCCAUGGGUGACGCAACGCAACAGCAGCAGCAACAACAGGGAAAAGUCAACCCAACCCACAACGAGACAACGAAACCCAGCGACCCACCCACCACCACCCGCCGCUACAAACUCACGUGGUUCCCGCGCCCCGACCCGCACUCGCUCGGCUCACUCGCCUCCCUCAUCCAAAUCUUCGCUGCAACCGUCUUUGGCAUCUCCGUCAUCACCGGCCUCCUCACCCUCUCCCACACCGCACGGAUGCUCAUCUUCUGGACCCCGCAAGUCAUCGGCGGGCUCGGUUUCAUCGUCACCUCCCUCGUGUACAUGAAAGAGGUCGGCUUCACCGCGGUGUGGACGCUCGGGUGGCAGGUGGCGGUGUGGAACCUUGUGGGUGCGGUUGGGUUUAUGCUGUGUGGCGUGUUUGGGUAUUGGGAGGAUGCGGCAGGGGGCUGGGGGUGGAGGGAGACGGCGAGUGGGGUGAAUAAUUUUUAUGGCGGGUGGGCAUUCUUGCUGGGGAGUGUGUUGCAGAUGUGGGAGGUUUUG
Molecule: messenger RNA, 837 nt
Organism: Fimicolochytrium jonesii
Lineage: Eukaryota; Fungi; Chytridiomycota; Chytridiomycetes; Spizellomycetales; Powellomycetaceae
Exons: 1
Source: RefSeq, a predicted model, not a curated record